Amaranthus tricolor (Joseph's coat) is the source of this 2209-nucleotide messenger RNA. RefSeq lists its product as uncharacterized. The record is from RefSeq and is a predicted model, not a curated record. The transcript has 8 exons. Gene Ontology annotation, molecular function: molybdate ion transmembrane transporter activity. Lineage: Eukaryota; Viridiplantae; Streptophyta; Magnoliopsida; Caryophyllales; Amaranthaceae. Bases 281 to 1654 code for a protein of 457 amino acids. Gene Ontology annotation, cellular component: membrane. Gene Ontology annotation, biological process: molybdate ion transport.
ACAAAACAUUCCUUGAGUGCUACUAAAAAAUUAAGUAAAAGAUACAAAUAGAUUAGGGGGAGAAGCAAUCAAUAAAAUCCACCGACAUAUUAUUGCAUCGACAAAUGAUAAAAAAACAAUAAAUUACUCCCAUAAUCACGCGUCUUUACACAAACAUACCCUCAUUUUCUAUUUAUAAUUCCACUGCAAAUUCAAUUUCUUCCAUUUUCCCCGAAACUUGAGAACAAAUCGUACAAUCUUCAUCUUUCUCUUCAAUUCUUUUCUCUGAAAAUUAACAACAAUGCAGUUAUUCUACUACUUCGUUUUCGGAUCCUUAGCUGCAAUUGUGGUAGCAAUUGAGCUUAGCAAGAGCAAAAAAGAUCGUAUCAACACUUCCUCUGCUUUCAAUUCCUUCAAGAACAAUUAUAUCGUCGUUUAUUCUUUAAUGAUGGCUGGCGAUUGGUUGCAGGGUCCAUACGUAUACUACCUUUAUAGUACAUAUGGCUUUGGAAAAGGGGAGAUAGGACAACUAUUUAUUGCUGGUUUUGGUUCCUCCAUGUUGUUUGGGACAAUUGUCGGAUCUCUGGCAGACAAACAGGGCCGGAAGCAAGCUUGUGUGACUUAUUGCAUAACCUACAUCCUUAGUUGUAUCACUAAACAUUCUCCCCAAUACAAAGUUCUGAUGCUGGGUCGUGUACUAGGAGGCAUUGCUACAUCACUGCUCUUCUCUGCAUUUGAGUCAUGGCUUGUUGCAGAGCACAACAAGAGGGGCUUUGAACAACAAUGGCUGUCUAUAACUUUCUCAAAGGCCAUAUUUCUUGGGAACGGUCUUGUCGCAAUUCUUUCUGGAUUGUUUGGAAAUCUGCUGGUGGAUACGUUCGGGUUGGGGGCUGUAGCUCCCUUUGAUGCUGCAGCAUGCCUUCUUGCAAUAGGUAUGGCCAUCAUUUUAUCAUCAUGGACCGAGAACUUUGGAGACCCUUCGGAGAAUAAGGAUUUGCUUUCACAGUUCAAGGGCGCUGCAGUGGCCAUUGCUUCCGAUGAGAAAAUAGCUUUACUUGGAGCCAUCCAAUCAUUAUUCGAAGGUUCUAUGUAUACCUUUGUAUUCCUUUGGACCCCUGCAUUGAGCCCAAAUGAUGAGGAGAUUCCACAUGGGUUUAUUUUUGCGACUUUCAUGCUUGCUUCAAUGUUGGGAAGCUCUAUUGCAGCUCGGCUUCUGGCUCGUUCUUCUCCCAGAGCGGAAAGCUAUAUGCAAGUAGUUUUCUUCAUCUCUGCUGCCUCUCUCUUGCUACCGAUUGUGACAAAUUUCCUCUUCGAUCCUUCAGAGGUGAAGGGUGGUGGCAUUUCAUUUUCAGGUUGCAUCCAGGUUAUCGGUUUCUGUGUUUUUGAAACAUGUGUAGGAAUAUUCUGGCCAUCCAUUAUGAAGAUGAGGUCUCAGUAUAUUCCAGAGGAAGCUAGGAGUACUAUCAUGAACUUCUUCCGCAUUCCUCUUAAUAUCUUUGUCUGUGUUGUGCUAUAUAACGUUAACGCUUUUCCCAUCACGAUCAUGUUUGGCAUGUGCUCAAUCUUCCUUUUCAUGGCUUGUAUACUACAGAGGAGACUCAUGGUUAUUUCUGAAAAACCCAAGGCGUAUGAACUCAAGGAUAGAGAUACUGAAGCUGACCCGUUGAAUAUCUGAGCAUGGAGAGGUAUAGGCGACACAAAUAGCUGUUAAAUCCAUUCAAAGCCGAUCUAGCUAUAAGUUGUUAGGACAUUGGUACUUAUUAGGAUCAGUUUUACUGCUCCACUUGUGAGUAAAAGUAUACGAACACACAAUAUACUACAGCUCUUUCAAAAGCCUACUGCAGCUAAUCUGCACGGCCGCUCAACAUCAUUACGAAGCAAUUCUUUGACCCUGUAUUCGUUACCUCCCUCAUGUCGACGAGGUUAAAAAAAGGAUGGGAAUUUAAUGUCUAUUUUUGUUCUCUAGGCUUAAUAUUGUUUCUCAGUUAAUAUUUUUUCAUAGAUUGUAUGGAGGUAAAAGAAAUUCUUGCUAGGACAUUUGGAGCAAUUGUUAAUGAAAAUGGUGGUUGAUGUGUGUGGUUUUGUGAUCUAGAGCAAUUGCCAAGUUCCCAUUUGUAGCUUAUCUUAGUUAUCUUGUACUUGUGUGGAAUAGUUUGUUGUGCACUUGUGCUGAUUGAUCACAAACAGGAUUUCUGUUAAUACUUAAUACCAUGCAACUCGAUUCAUCUCG